UUAGACCUGCUGCUGAGCGACCGUCUAUUCCUGCGGGCUUUUGUUUCUCUGGAUUUUUUUUUUUUUUUUUCUCUGGAGCCUAAAUAUUUAUUGAAAGGCUUUUUUUUAAGGAUUGAUUCCAUUAUUUAUUUGAGCAAGAAAGAUGGGCUGCGCUGGAUUCACCUGCUCCAAACACUCCCUGUGCGUGCUCAACAUCCUCUAUGUGAUGGUGAGCCUGCUGAUGAUCGGCAUCGCGGCGUGGGGGAAGUGUUUGGGUCUGGUCUCCAGUUUCCAGGUGGUGGGGGGCAUCAUCGGCGUGGGCGUCUUCCUGUUCUUCGUGGCGCUGGCCGGCCUCAUCGGGGCCAUGAAGCAUCACCAGGUCCUGCUCUUCUUCUACAUGAUCGUCCUGUUCAUGGUGUUUAUUGUGCAGUUCUCUGUUUCCAGUGCCUGCUUAGCCAUCAACAGAGAGCAACAGGACCAGCUGCUGGAGGUGGGCUGGAACAACUCUCAGAGCACUCAGAGGGACGUGGAGAAGAGUCUCAACUGCUGUGGCUUCAGACAGGUGGAGGCCAGCCUCAGCUGUGACGCUGCCUGCUUCCCCAACAACUCGUGCUCGCCGUGCGCAGAUAAGAUCCAGGAACAUGCCGGAGAGGUGCUGCGCUUUGUAGGAGGGAUCGGGCUCUUUUUCAGCUUCACCGAGAUUCUGGGAGUCUGGCUCACUUAUCGCUACAGGAACCAGAAGGACCCCCGAGCCAACCCCAGUGCUUUCCUGUGAGCCCUCUGCACCUCCAUGGGCCUUCUCUGGGCUCGACCUGUACAUACCUGACUCACCUGUGUGUUGGAACUUCUCUGGGCUGUACCUGUACAUACCUGACUGACCUGUGUGUGUGUGUGUGUGUGUGUGUGUGUGUGUGUGUGUGUGUGUGUGUGUGUGUGUGUUUCACUGACUGCUGCAGCCAUGUCCCUAUAAUGUCCUGCGUUUGGUUGUUCAAGAGCGCACACAUGUUGCCUCCAGUGUGACAGCUCUGUCUGAACAUUCACUAUUAGUACACCGAGCACCGGGUGUAAAAAGGGGCAAUACUGUCUACUGCUGUAUAUUCCAAAGUAUUAUUAUAUACAGUAUUUAAGCAGCCCGCCUGAUGUUGACCCUGAACACUGUUUGUCUGUCCCACUGAACGCAAUAAUGUCAACUGCUGCUCUGCAUAUUGACAUGACUACUUUGUGUGUGUGUGUGUGUGUGUGUGUGUGUGUUUGGCCUUUUGCAUGACUCUUGAGCAAAUAUGAGCUACUGAUUGAGAGCUGCACUGAGGAUUCUGUCUCAGCCUUUGUACUGUAAACUGCAACAAAACACUGGUGGAAGAAAAAUAAAUCUGUUUCUCUGGCUUUA
This is a messenger RNA of Perca flavescens (yellow perch), 1366 nucleotides long. RefSeq names its product tetraspanin 13b (gene tspan13b). Bases 143 to 754 code for a protein of 203 amino acids. NCBI's taxonomy places the organism in Eukaryota, Metazoa, Chordata, Actinopteri, Perciformes, Percidae. The transcript is spliced from 6 exons. The record is from RefSeq and is a predicted model, not a curated record. Gene Ontology annotation, cellular component: membrane.